This is a messenger RNA of Cercocebus atys (sooty mangabey), 1851 nucleotides long. It is a transcript of the gene TSG101, whose product is annotated as tumor susceptibility 101. Bases 591 to 1607 code for a protein of 338 amino acids. Gene Ontology annotation, cellular component: ESCRT I complex. NCBI's taxonomy places the organism in Eukaryota, Metazoa, Chordata, Mammalia, Primates, Cercopithecidae. Gene Ontology annotation, biological process: endosome to lysosome transport; protein modification process; protein transport. The transcript has 11 exons. The record is from RefSeq and is a predicted model, not a curated record. Gene Ontology annotation, molecular function: ubiquitin binding.
AAUUUUUAAAAAAGCAGUUAAGCAUUUUGUAUUUUAAAGCCAUGAUUUAUUUAUAUAAUUACUUCAAACGUGGCACCUCACACCAGAGUGGAAUGGCUUUUGUUAUGUUUUGUUGUAAUUUUCCAAAACUAUGUAAAAUGAUUGAGAGUUGAGUCUUGACCAGUUCAACGUGUUAGCUUCGAAUAGUUUUGUCAAAGCAAGAAUGGUAGCAAUCAGCGGUUUAAGCGGUUUCAGUUUUUAAUAAAACACACUAUUAUGUAUAAAACGUUUUUAAAAACGGACUUUUUCCAGUUAAAUCGCCCCCAUAGUCCUUGAUUGAAGACCAAGUAACCUCUAAAGAGAAAGUGACAGUUUUCAAAAUAAAGCAUACCUUAGUUGUGUAAUCAUGUAUUUUAGGCUUAUUGGUUUUGUUUUGACAAACUAGUUAUCCUUAGUUACAGAGGACGUGUGGAAAGCCAUAGAAGAUUGUGACCCAGUACAAAUACAGAGACCUAACUGUACGUGAAACUGUCAAUGUUAUUACUCUAUACAAAGAUCUCAAACCUGUUUUGGAUUCAUAUGUUUUUAAUGAUGGCAGUUCCAGGGAACUAAUGAACCUCACUGGAACAAUUCCUGUGCCUUAUAGAGGUAAUACAUAUAAUAUUCCAAUAUGCCUAUGGCUACUGGACACAUACCCAUAUAAUCCCCCUAUCUGUUUUGUUAAGCCUACUAGUUCAAUGACUAUUAAAACAGGAAAGCAUGUUGAUGCAAAUGGGAAGAUAUAUCUUCCUUAUCUACAUGAAUGGAAACACCCACAGUCAGACUUGUUGGGGCUUAUUCAGGUCAUGAUUGUGGUAUUUGGAGAUGAACCUCCAGUCUUCUCUCGUCCUAUUUCGGCAUCCUAUCCACCAUACCAGGCAACGGGGCCACCAAAUACUUCCUACAUGCCAGGCAUGCCAGGUGGAAUCUCUCCAUACCCAUCCGGAUACCCUCCCAAUCCCAGUGGUUACCCAGGCUGUCCUUACCCACCUGGUGGUCCAUAUCCUGCCACAACAAGUUCUCAGUACCCUUCCCAGCCUCCUGUGACCACUGUUGGUCCCAGUAGGGAUGGCACAAUCAGCGAGGACACCAUCCGAGCCUCUCUCAUCUCAGCGGUCAGUGACAAACUGAGAUGGCGGAUGAAGGAGGAAAUGGAUCGUGCCCAGGCAGAGCUCAAUGCCUUGAAACGAACAGAAGAAGACCUGAAAAAGGGUCACCAAAAACUGGAAGAGAUGGUUACCCGUUUAGAUCAAGAAGUAGCCGAGGUUGAUAAAAACAUAGAACUUUUGAAAAAGAAGGAUGAAGAACUCAGUUCUGCUCUGGAGAAAAUGGAAAAUCAGUCUGAAAACAAUGAUAUCGAUGAAGUUAUCAUUCCCACAGCUCCCUUAUACAAACAGAUCCUGAAUUUGUAUGCAGAAGAAAACGCUAUUGAAGACACUAUCUUUUACUUGGGAGAAGCCUUGAGAAGGGGAGUGAUAGACCUGGAUGUCUUCCUGAAGCAUGUACGUCUUCUGUCCCGUAAACAGUUCCAGCUGAGGGCACUAAUGCAAAAAGCAAGAAAGACUGCCGGUCUCAGUGACCUCUACUGACUUCUCUGAUACCAGCUAGAAGUUGAGCUCUUCUUAAAGUAUUCUUUUCUUCUCUUCCUUUCUCUUAUCAGUAGGUGCCCAGAAUAAGUUAUUGCAGUUUAUCAUUCAAGUGUAAAAUAUUUUGAAUCAAUAAUAUAUUUUCUGUUUUCUUUUGGUAAAGACUGGCUUUUAUUAAUGCACUUUCUAUCCUCUGUAAACUUUUUGUGCUGAAUGUUGGGACUGCUAAAUAAAAUUUGUUGCAUAA